UCGAGAAUUGAGACAGACAACUACUGGGCACUAUCAAAUCAUGUCGGAGUCCAACAGCAGUGCAGCUUGUGUGGCUGAUCAGAAUGGGGCAGUUCCAGGAGAGCCAGUGAAGAAAGAUGAAAACUCCAGAAGGGGAAACUGGGGCAACCAGAUUGAGUUUGUCCUCACCAGUGUGGGUUAUGCAGUGGGACUUGGCAAUGUCUGGAGGUUCCCUUACCUCUGUUACAGAAAUGGAGGAGGUGCCUUUAUGUUCCCGUACUUCAUCAUGCUGGUGUUCUGCGGCAUCCCUCUGUUCUUCCUGGAGCUCUCGUUUGGGCAGUUCACCUCCCUCGGGUGUCUGGGAGUCUGGAGGGUCAGCCCCAUGUUUAAAGGUGUGGGCUAUGGAAUGAUGGUGGUGUCCACCUACAUUGGGAUAUACUACAAUGUGGUGAUAUGCAUUGCAUUUUAUUACUUCUUCAUGUCCAUGACAAACCUGUUGCCCUGGACAUACUGUAACAACCCCUGGAACACUCCUGACUGCAGUGGGGUGGUGGGCCCUCCUCGAGCUAAUGCAACCUUUGCCAAUGUGUCUGCUAUCAUGUCGGGGGUGACUGAAAUAGUCAAUCGCACCAAGAGGACCAGUCCUAGUGAAGAGUACUGGAGGAACUAUGUGCUGAAUAUCUCUGAUGGUAUUGGGAACUUUGGAGAGGUGCGUCUGCCCAUUCUUGGUUGUCUGGCUGUGUCUUGGGUUGUGGUGUUCCUCUGUCUAAUUCGAGGAGUUAAAUCCUCAGGCAAGGUGGUCUAUUUCACAGCGACCUUCCCUUAUGUGGUGUUGACUAUUCUUUUCAUCAGAGGAAUCACACUGGAUGGUGCCAUCAGUGGCAUCAAAUACUACCUGACCCCUCAGUGGCAGAAAAUUAUAGAUGCCAAGGUGUGGGGGGAUGCAGCUUCUCAGAUUUUCUACUCUCUGGGAUGUGCCUGGGGUGGGCUUAUUACCAUGGCUUCAUAUAACAAGUUUCAUAAUAACUGUUUCAGAGACAGUAUCAUCAUCAGUGUAACGAACUGUGGUACCAGUGUGUAUGCUGGCUUUGUUAUUUUCUCCAUCCUUGGAUUCAUGGCUCAUCAUCUGGGGGUGGAUGUGUCAGAGGUGGCUGAUCAUGGGCCGGGGCUGGCGUUUGUGGCCUACCCAGAGGCCCUAACACUGCUGCCCAUAUCCCCACUCUGGUCCCUGCUCUUCUUCUUUAUGCUCAUUCUAUUGGGCCUGGGCACUCAGUUCUGUUUGUUGGAGACUUUGGUAACAGCUGUAGUAGAUGAGAUUGGAACUGAUUGGAUUAUCAAAAAUAAGACUUACGUCACUCUGGGAGUGGCUAUAAUAGGCUUCCUCCUUGGAGUACCACUGACAACACGGGCAGGGAUAUACUGGUUGCUGCUUAUGGACAACUAUGCUGCUAGUUUCUCUCUAGUCAUCAUCUCUUGCAUCAUGUGCAUCUGCAUAAUGUAUGUCUAUGGUCACAAAAACUAUUUUAAAGAUGUGGAGAUGAUGCUGGGCUUCCCUCCUCCAGCUUUCUUCAGGAUCUGCUGGAGAUUUGUGUCUCCUUUAAUUAUUACUUUCAUUCUGAUUUUUACAGUGAUCCAGUACAAGCCUAUCACCUACAAUGACUAUGUAUACCCCAGCUGGUCAUUGGUCAUUGGAUUUGCCAUGGCUUUGUCUUCAGUUAUCUGUAUACCCAUCUAUGCUCUGUUUAAGAUUGCUAUGUCUGAAGGAUCUACAUUUUUAGAGCGUUUGAAGAACUCUGUGAAGCCUGACCCGAACUGGGGCCCUGCCCUCCAGGAGCACCGUAAGGGACGAUACGCCACCACGGGGCCUGAAUCUAUGGAAGUGCGCCCUCUCAAAGAAGAGCUAAAGAACGUGGGGAAAGAGAAACUCAAAGAGGAAAAAGAAACGGAGGAGAAAAAGGAUGAGAUCGGUCUCACCAUCCCUGGAAGCAACGGCUCCACGUUGAACCCCACACCGAGUGCAUAGAGGACCCUUCCCCACCCUCGCCACAGGACGGUUCCCUCUCCCUGCUAUCACACUUUGCGGGACAGGCCACUAUCGCUGGAGACCUUUACAUAUUGUAAGGGCUUUAUGAAAUCUAACCUCUAGAGAAAUUGGUUGUCAUCCAAAACCUUUUUCUUUUUGUACACAUAAUUUAAUAGUGCAGACAUGUUCAUAUACAGGAAAUGUUUGCAUACACACAGUGUGUAUAUAGCACAUUGUACAAUAUUUUCACUCUGUGUUGAGUAGACUGGCGACGUGACUGUAGUGGCAGCAGGAGCUACAGUGGGAUUUGGCUUAUGUUUAUAGAAGUGGCAGUGCUGGUCAGGUUAAAAGCUGAAGACCAAAUAAUCUUUGUAGCGAUGUUGUCAAGGCCCAUAAUAACACUGUUGAGGUGGGAUUAUUAUCAUUUUCUACUUUGUAUCCAUUGCCAUGUUUGGGAAUCAUCUUGAUUACAUUUAGUUAUGGUGAUGUGUAGUGGAUGAUCAGUAUGAUUUAUUCAGUGGCCAGUGCCAUAAAUUGCAAGUGACUGAUGUUUAAUUAAAUGCAUGGAUUUUAUAUAUGGAUGGAAACUUUAUAUAUAAAAAAAUACUGUUAUACAUUGACUGGAUUGCCGGUACAUUUCAGAACUAAUACAAAGGAGAGCUAACACUUUUGUUUACUGGCCAAGUCAACAUGGUUAUCGGCUGAUAACAAUAAUCUCAAAAUGGACGAUUUGUUAUCUCAAAAUAUCAGCUGAUUAAUUCACCUGAACCGAUGUUUAGAAAAAGUGUUAGUGUUCAGAACAAUAAAUGAGCAUAGGCCAAGAGAAUAUCAAGAACUGAAAAGUGAGAGCACAAAUGCAAAACAAAGAAUAUUUGGUCUUCAGCUAUCACUGACAGGGGUAUCUGGACUGAAGUAUAACUUGUCAACUCCUUCUUGACUAACUUUUCCCAUUCUCAGGGUUUUUUUUUUUUUUUUUUGCAAAACAUUUUCCAACACCUUGAGAUGAUUUAUUUGCUUAUGUUAGGUGUUUGACAUGAGAGGAGAGGGGUUUUCGUGUAGGAACUUACACAUGAAAUGCCAAAUCUGUCUACUCUUCCAGGCAUUUUAAAGCUAAAUUGCGAGGCAUCUCCUUAGCGAGGGGAGCAUGUGUGCGGUAACAGAAGCAGCUAGUUCCUCAUUAGAUUCAGUACUGUAGUAUGCACACUAACCUUGCUUUUCACAGAAAAAAAUAGGCAUGUUACCAAAAACAUGUGCACAAAACCUUUAUAUCCUGAUGUCUUAGCUGGUAUGAUUGUUAUUAUGUGUGUGUGUUAUACUUUUUUUUUCUUUUUUUUUUUUUUUUGUCUACUCAUAUUAAGAGACUUGAAUUGGUGUGUAUCUCUCAUUUAAAAGCAUCUGGUUGUACUGAGCCAAGCAGUCAUGUGAUUGAACUCUGAAUUAGUACAGUUAGGUUGCAUGCAGAAAGACCACAGGUUUUCCUUAGCAGAGAAAACAUAGCAUCAAUCAGAUGUAUAUGAUAUAUACACAUACAAGAGAACCUAUAGAAAAUUAGGUAAUAACCACAAUGUUUACUAUUUCUCAUGACUGACUGGUUUCACAUGUGAUCUAUUUUGGUUUUGUAGGCAGGGACAGACUGAAAUGGAUAUUUUGACUAUGCUUAGACGUUUGUAGAUUGGCUUUCAUAUGAUGGUAGAAUAUAGUUCAUAUAGCUGGAUGGAUUGUUGUCAAGAUGCCACAUAUCAUAUCAUUCCAGUGUUGUUUAAACAAGGCCCCUCUCUUACAAUGCAUAGAGUUGGAGUGGCACAAAUUCAUGCUUACACUGUGAAUAUGUCUGGGAGAUUGUCUGAUGUUCCGUAAGGGGGAUUCUAUUAAUGCAGCUGCUAAUGUGCUUAUGGAUCGAAUAAUGAAACUUCUGAUUAUUAUUUUUUUCUCCUAAACAGUAAAUCACAGUAUACUGUAUAGUCAAGCCAAAGUAGCUUGUUGUUAUUUCUCUCCUCUCUCUCUCUCUCUCUCACACACACACACACACACACACACACAAUGCACAAUCUAACAGAAAAAGUGACAAAAAAUGUUUUUUAGGACAAGUAAGGGGUCAAUCACAUCACUUUGCUUUUGUGUUGGUCCAAACUGUUUUUUAGAUGGGGGUUUUUUCUCUGUCUAUGUAAACAUGCGCUAGAUGGACGUCUAUCACAAGCCCUUUUGAUAUUAAAUCAUGUGCAGGAUAAAAAUUAUAGAUAUCUAUAAUUCAAUUUUCACUAGUUAACAUGCUAAUUCUUUUUACCUGCUAUGGGAUUGCCAUUAAUGAAAAUGCUACUUUUUGAUAUCUCACUGAUUCUUGAGAUAAUGGACAAAACAUGUUUAAAAUCUGAGUUUUUAUUUUUUUAAUACUAAAUUAAUUUUAAAUGGAUAUAAUUGUAGACAAAGGCCUCAGCUAAUGAACCAUAUAAAGGAACAGGGUUUUUUUUUUUUUUUUCUGAAAACAGACAUUUAAUCACUUCAUAACUUGCAUCUUACUGUAAUUAGUGUCAGCUCCGUCAGACACACUAAAAAGCAUGCUAUUUUAAUUUGAUCCAUUUAACAAGAGUGUAAAGUCUUUAAUUAUCUAAUAAUGGUGUUCAGUGAAGGAGUUAAGUGAUGAAAUACAUUCUAUACAUUUUCUGUUUUCACACUGUUCUGAAAAUUCUGACAGAGUUGACAUAAUUGAGUAUUUUUCCAUUUUAACCAUUCAUUGUACACUGGUGAUUUUUUUUUUUUCUCAGUUGAAGCUGCCUCUAUAACUUAAACUCUAAUGCCAAAAUGUAUCCCACAAUUCUAACAGAAAUUAUUGUAGUGAGAAUGACAGAUUUGAGACUUAAACAUUGUUUUUUCAAUAUGAAAAAAUUAUCAAACUUACCAGAUCUUUCAAACUUUCCAGCGCAGGAAGUGGGACAGGGGUGAUCAGAGUCAUAGCUGACCAUGGCAUUGUCAGAUUUUUUCAAGAUUAUAAAAAUCUGACAGAGCUGACACAAAGUGAUGACACAACUUUGAUAGGGAGUUUUUUUUUAGUUUUUUUUAAUUUUUUUUUAAUUUUUAUUUUUUUUAUAGAAAAUAUCAUUUAAAGUUUACUUCAUGUAUUGUUUGACAUCUUACAGAUCCUUACCUUUCAUUUGAUAUUUAUAUUUAUGAAUUUGUUGCAUUUUUAAACACUUUGUUUGGCAGUUUAACAUUGUGACCUCUUGCUGAGGACAAGUUAAGUUACAUCUAAGUAUAGAGCAUGCAUUUAAAAAAAUUCUAAUGAAAUUAUUUAAAAAUAUAAGUAUACAUAUUUCCUUUAGAUUGAACUUUUCCAGUAUUUUUAUUAUUGUGAAUUUCUUGUUUUUUAACAUAUAGAUGACUUUUGUAUGCAAGACAUUUUUUGUCACUUAUCUCAAGAAUCAGCGAUCUAGUAAAAACAUUUAUUCAUAAUAUUAAAAAUUACGUUAUUACUCAGGUAAAUACACAUUCUUGAUAUCAAAAUUGGAAUUUCAAAUAGUAAAAGAAAUGAUUAUUGAUAUUUGUAAUUGCAUUUUCACUAGUAGAAUUUCACAAUGAUCUGUCAUUCACUCCUGUUCAAAACGCAAUUACAGAUAUCUAUAAUUUUUUACUAGCUGAAAUUGAAACUUCACAGAUCAACUACAAUUUAUAAUGUACUAUAAUAUACUAUUUACUAGUGAAAACGCAAAUUUUUUAUACCAAUGAUUUCAUUGUUUCUAGUGCAAAUGUUCAUUCCUGAUAUUUACAAAUGAAUUACAACUAGCAAAAAAUUUGGUUUUCACCAGUGGCAAUGUUAAUUUCAGAUAUCUUUAAGUUUAUUGUAACAAGAAAGCCUUUUAAGAAUCUUUAAUUACUCUUACAUUUAUUUAUAUCUAUAAUCCAUUUCAAGGUUAUAUGAAAUACCAAAUCUAGCAUGUUGAAAUACAUGAUCACAUAAAAAAAAAAAAAAAAAUGCAUUUCACUAAUUGCUAA
Myxocyprinus asiaticus (Chinese sucker) is the source of this 5989-nucleotide messenger RNA. Its product is annotated as sodium- and chloride-dependent glycine transporter 1-like. Gene Ontology annotation, biological process: sodium ion transmembrane transport; synaptic transmission, glycinergic; glycine import across plasma membrane. Gene Ontology annotation, cellular component: plasma membrane. The record is from RefSeq and is a predicted model, not a curated record. Bases 41 to 2002 code for a protein of 653 amino acids. Lineage: Eukaryota; Metazoa; Chordata; Actinopteri; Cypriniformes; Catostomidae. Gene Ontology annotation, molecular function: glycine:sodium symporter activity. The transcript has 13 exons.